Molecule: messenger RNA, 570 nt
Organism: Eremothecium sinecaudum
Lineage: Eukaryota; Fungi; Ascomycota; Saccharomycetes; Saccharomycetales; Saccharomycetaceae
Gene: FCF1
Product: rRNA-processing protein FCF1
Exons: 1
Coding region: 1-570 (189 amino acids)
Cellular component (GO): small-subunit processome; nucleolus
Source: RefSeq, a predicted model, not a curated record
AUGGGUAGGGCUAAGAAGACCAGAAAGUUUGCUUUGGUAAAAAGAACGCUAAAUGCAAAGAAAGACAAGAGAAUAAGUGCAAAUGUUGCAAAAGAAACUGAAAAGAAUGAUCCAGAGUUAUCAAAACACAUACCACAGGUCUCAAGUGCACUGUUUUUCCAAUAUAAUCAAGCUAUUAAGCCACCAUACCAAGUCCUCAUCGACACCAAUUUUAUAAACUUUUCUAUUCAAAAAAAAAUCGACUUGGUAAGAGGUAUGUUAGACUGCCUCUUGGCAAAAUGUGUACCACUAAUUACCGAUUGUGUAAUGGCUGAACUGGAAAAAUUGGGUCCCAAGUAUAGGAUUGCGUUACGGCUAGCCCGUGACCCAAGAAUAAAGCGCCUGACUUGCUCUCACAAGGGGACGUACGCGGAUGACUGUCUAGUAAAUCGUGUGCUGCAGCAUAAGUGUUACAUUGUCGCAACCAACGAUGCGGGUUUGAAGCAAAGAAUUCGAAAAGUUCCUGGUAUCCCACUCAUGAGUGUUGGAGGCCACUCAUAUGUUAUAGAAAAGCUUCCCGAUGUAUUCUGA